CCAUCUCAUAUGAUUUCCCCAUGUAUCACAAAAAAGAAGUGUCCACCAGGAGGAGGCUGAAUGCUGUGUUAACUGAAGGUAUAGUGAGAGCUUUGUUGCCUGAAAUGAGCCUCCUGUCUCCCUCAAUGAAACUGAACUAUUGGGUUUCACCAUCUGUGUUUACAAAAGACCCAUCAGUCGUCCUUGGGAGAGACAUCCUGAAGGUAGCCGAGUCCACCCUGCAAGACAACAUGGCUAUCAGAAUUGGCUUCUGCUUGGCUCUGAUAUUCCUGGCCAUGGAGGGAGGAAGCUUUGGAGAGGAGACUGGAGGGAGCUGCUGUGAACAGUUGAAGGGCUUAUCGCAUUGUGGAGCAGAUAAGGUCUUUCUCCAGGGCCAGGCAGGGAUACCAGGAAUGCCGGGUGUGCCAGGAACAAAUGGGUUACCGGGGGCGAAGGGUGAGCCAGGCCUUCAGGGCCCCCCAGGUAUGAAAGGUGAUCCUGGGGCAGUGGGGAAGGCUGGACCCAAGGGUGAUAAAGGAGACAAAGGAGAAGCAUGUGGUGUGGAGAGUCUUGCCAGCUGUCAGACUCAAGAGGCAGGAGCCAGAGACUGCAAAGAACUCCUGGAACGUGGAGAGACACUGAGCGGUUGGUACACAAUCUAUCCGACCACAGGCAAAACAAUGGUGGUCUUCUGUGACAUGGAGAUCGAUGGAGGGGGCUGGCUGGUCUUCCAGAGGCGACAAGAUGGAUCAGUGGAUUUCUACCGUGACUGGAAGUCCUACAAAAAUGGUUUUGGAAACAAGGCAUCAGAAUUUUGGCUGGGCAAUGAUAAAAUCCACCUUCUCACAAACUCUGGAACACAGCAGCUGCGGAUUGACGUGAUGGACUUCAAUGACUCAAGAACAUACGCUAAAUAUACGAGUUUCAGAAUCUCAAGCGAGAAAGAAAACUACACACUGGCAGUGGGUUCCUAUGUUGAUGGUGACAUGGGUGAUUCUUUCACAGGACACCGAGGCUUUGCAUUCUCCACACGGGACAGAGACAACGAUGUCUAUGAACCAGGAAGUUGCUCUGUGAUGUACAAGGGUGGCUGGUGGUAUAGUAGCUGCCAUUCUUCCAACUUGAAUGGCUUGUACCUCAAAGGCGAACAUACCUCAUACGCUAAUGGCAUCAACUGGGCUGCUGGAAAAGGGCACCAUUAUUCGUACAAAUAUGCAGAUAUGAAAAUUAGACCUCAAUAAGUGAGAUAUCUCUCUGUUCAGACUUUUUUAUAAACUUAUUCCAUGCAUUGA
Molecule: messenger RNA, 1271 nt
Organism: Pogona vitticeps (central bearded dragon)
Lineage: Eukaryota; Metazoa; Chordata; Lepidosauria; Squamata; Agamidae
Source: RefSeq, a predicted model, not a curated record